This is a messenger RNA of Gopherus flavomarginatus (Mexican gopher tortoise), 2956 nucleotides long. RefSeq names its product zinc finger protein 135-like. The transcript has 3 exons. The coding region runs from base 507 to 2147 and encodes 546 amino acids. The record is from RefSeq and is a predicted model, not a curated record. Gene Ontology annotation, biological process: negative regulation of transcription by RNA polymerase II; regulation of immune system process; regulation of cytokine production. NCBI's taxonomy places the organism in Eukaryota, Metazoa, Chordata, Testudines, Testudinidae.
ACCUGACCAGAUUCCUGAUGUCAGAUCCCGGGAUCCCUACCAGAACAGAGUGGGAACCAACAGGUUUGAUGGCAUAGACUUCACUGUGGUAGUGCACCCUGCCAUUCUGGUGGAUGACCUCUUGGGCCAAAUGCCCAGGUGUCAGCUGCCACGGUCAUCCUACAAAAAACGGUCAGGAAUCACUCGGCCCCAGUGAAGACAGUUGCCAUCUCGGUGGGACCUCCAAAUUGUCAAAAUCAGACUCAGGACUCGCAUUUUGUCAGACCACUCUGUUUUAUUAGCACAGCGCUCUGCUAAUAACACCCAGAUAAUGUGAGCACCAUGCAAAACACAAACUAUCUUAUUUAUACAGAUAAAAGGGCGUGAACUUAACAAGAUAACAAAGGAAGCAGAAUCUGAUAAGUUUACCAGGUUUAGACAUGCAUAGUUAAUUUCCUUACUAACUUUUACCAAUCUCCGGUUAAUGUUUCACCAGUAGCUUAAGUGGGCUCAUUGUUUAUGCCUUAAUGUUUCUUUUCCUGACACCUGUAUUUCAACAUUUAUUUCUGCUUAAAGGUACAUACAGCACUUCUUUAAUCCAGUCUUAUUUUUACAAUAUAAUUCUUUCUACUUUCACACCUGGCCCUUCUCUCAUGAACAGAGAGCAACAAUCCCCGAAGCGUGAAGGCUAUUCAGGUUCCACACCGGACUUAAUCCACCGGAUCGAGCUAGGGGAGGCAGAGCUCUGGAUCCAGGAUGCCGAGGCCUCCAGGGUAAACUCUGGGCCUGAGAGCACCCCUUCAGCAGGGCACAGGAACCUGGGAGGAACAAGGGCACGGGCUGAAUGUGGGGAGAGCGUGGCAGGAAAGCCGUUUCCCACAUCCCACAGAGGGAUCCAUGCACAGGACUCAGUCCAUCCCCAGGGUAAACUCAGCCAGAGACCGGAUCUGGCCACACACCAGAGACUCCCUGUGGGCCGGCGUCUCCACAGCUGCAUCGACUGCGGCAAGAGGUUCAGCAACCCCUCUGCGCUGAUCCAACACCGACACAUGCAUAUUGGGGAGAGGCCAUACCGCUGUGCUGCCUGUGGCAGGAGCUUCAGACAGUCCUCAGUCCUGAGAAUACACCAGCUUAUGCACACCAGGGAGCGGCCACACCACUGCUCUGACUGUGGCAAGAGCUUUGCACAGAGCUCAAGCCUCAGCAGACACCAGCGCACGCACACCGGGGAGCGGCCGCACUGCUGUGCUGACUGUGGCAAGGGCUUUACACAGAUUUCACACAUGAAAAUCCACCAGCGCACACACACCGGGGAGCGGCCGCAUCGCUGUCCUGACUGUGGCAAGCGCUUUGCACACAGCUCAAGCCUGAGAAGUCACCAGCGCGCACACACCGGGGAGCGGCCGCACUGCUGUGCUGACUGUGGCAAGAGCUUUGCACAGCUCGCACACCUGAGUGUCCAUCAGCGCACACACACCGGGGAGAGGCCACACCGCUGUCCUAACUGUGGCAAGAGCUUUGGACAGAGCUCAGUCCUGAGAAGACACCAGCUCACACACACCGGGGAGCGUCCGCACCGCUGUGCUGACUGUGGCAAGAGCUUUGCACAGAGCUCAAGCCUGAGAAAACACCAGCGCACACACACCGGGGAGCAGCCGCAUCACUGUGCUGACUGCGGCAAGAGCUUUGCACACAGCUCGAUCCUGAGAAGACACCAGCUCACACACACCGGGGAGCGGCCGUACCACUGUGCUGAUUGUGGCAAGUGCUUUAUACAGAGCUCAAUCCUGAGAAGACACCAGCGCACGCACACCGGGGAGCGGCCACACCUCUGUGCUGACUGCGGCAAGAGCUUUGGACAGAUCGCACACCUGAGAGUCCAUCAGCGCACACACACCGGGGAGCGGCCACAUCGCUGUGCUGACUGCGGCAAGUGCUUUAUACAGCUUUCACACCUGAGAGUCCAUCAGCGUACGCACACCGUGGAGGGGCCACACCGUUGUGCUGACUGUGGCAAGUGCUUUACUAGGUUGGCCAACCUCAUCCAGCACCAAAUCACGCACACCAGUGCCCCUCUGCCAACGCCAGGGCCAAAGGGGCUUCUGGCAGCCAGUGGGCCUGGCACAGCGCCAGCACAUGUGGACCAGGGAGUGUUCCUGUUCCCAUGAUGCCUGACAGAGAGACUGUGUGGGGCAGGGAAGGGGACUUGGCUGAGUAAUGUGGGGAAGAGCAAACAGCUGUGGGAAUUUAGAGCAGAUGGUCACAGCCUACUCCAUUUGGGAGCACCCCCACUCCUUGUAGGUGAGAUCCAGCCAGGCCUUUCUCUUUCUGUCGCACACUCACGCAUCUGGCUGGGAUGCAGCCAGGACACCCCCCACCCCGCUCUAGGUGGGACCCAACCAGGAACUUCCCCACAUACCUACCUCAGUUCCAGCCAGUGGGUGACUCCUUGGUAACAUCUAGAGGUGGGAUUUGCAGUCCUGUCUCAGCAUGGAUUGGGCUGAGAGCAGGACAGCCUGGUGCAUGUGAUUGAAAGAUGAUGCAGGAACCGCUUCUGCCAUAUUUUUAAAUACAAAUGUGAUUUAAGAAGAAUUAUGUACUUAAUGUGUUACAAAGGUCUGUCUAACCAGGGUGGAUUUGAUUUAAAUCAAUUUGAUUUAAAUCAUGAUUAAAUCACUAGUCGGAUAGAUGUAGAUUUCAUUUUUAGAAGGUUACACACUACACAUUUUUAAGUAAUUUAUUUUGAAAACUUUUCAGAUUAGUUUUACAGCUAUAUCAGAAAAUGAAUGAUUGUUUAUUUCAUUUACCAAAGGUAAUUGAAGCAGAUAUUUAUGAAAUCACUGGGAGGUGAACUAUCUCCAAUUCAACAGGUUAAUCAUUAAUAUUUGGAGGAUUUUCUUGCCAUGCUGUAUUAGGAGGAGAACAUCACCAGACAGACAUUUAAAUUGUUUUAUUUAACUAAAGCAACGACGUCAUG